Messenger RNA from Protobothrops mucrosquamatus (brown spotted pit viper), 1759 nucleotides. It is a transcript of the gene PIGQ, whose product is annotated as phosphatidylinositol glycan anchor biosynthesis class Q. Gene Ontology annotation, biological process: GPI anchor biosynthetic process. NCBI's taxonomy places the organism in Eukaryota, Metazoa, Chordata, Lepidosauria, Squamata, Viperidae. Bases 1 to 1728 code for a protein of 575 amino acids. Gene Ontology annotation, cellular component: endoplasmic reticulum; membrane. The transcript has 10 exons. The record is from RefSeq and is a predicted model, not a curated record.
AUGGCGUUUAAAGUCUUUUUCCCUCUUUGCUGCGCUUCGGCCGAGAGUGGCCUUCUGAUUGGACGAUGGAUUCCAGAACAGAACUCCAUCGUUAUCCUGGCUGUCAUCCAUUUCCCUUUGAUUCCCGGUCAGGUGAAGCAGUAUCUCUCCAAAAUGCAACACGCCACCCAAGUCCAACUGUCGGUGUUGGGUUCCUGGACUAACAGCCAAGAAAAAGAGAAUUUGCAAAGGUUCCUGGAAGACCUGGGCACCAUCUUUUCCCAGGGCCCCUGGGUCCAGCUCAGCAGGCAAAAAGGCAGCAGGUUUUGGAACUGUGUGGCCAACUGGAAGGAAUCCAUCAGUAGCAGAGAUGCCGAAGAAACCAUCGUGAUCUAUUACGACCAGCGCAAAGUGAUGCUCUCGCAGCUUCAUCCUCCCAACAAGCCCGGGGUCCCUUCCGAUCAAAAGGCAGCCGAUGCUUCCAAGCUGGCUGCUGUGUUUGACAGUGUUGGAAAAAGCAAAUUGCUGUUCAUGAAGGACCAGUACCACGAGGGCCCCAUCAGGCUCACCCACUGGCAGUCGGAAGGGGUGGAGGCCAGCAUUAUCGUAGAACUGUUGAAACAGGUGUCGGUCCCUGCCUGUGUGCUGAUCAGCCUCCUCCUUUCCCUCGUGUCUGGCAUCUGUAAAAGCAGGGCACUGACAUUCUGGCCCCUGUCUUUCGUCUGGAGCAAACUUUCCACCUACGAGCAGCUGAGGCAUCGGUUCCAGCAUCUCCAGGUCAUCAGCAGUGAAAAGGCAGCUUCAGAUCAAGCGCAGGUGAUGAGGAAAGCCAACAUCUUUAUCUCUCUCCUCAUCGACGUGGCUCUGGGUGUCCUGCUCAUGUCCUGGUUGUAUCAAAUGAACUGGAUCGGUUAUCUUGCCAGUGGCCUCCUCCCAAUGGCAGACCAUAUCGCCCAGCAGCUCCAGAACCUCCUGCAGUGGCUGAUGGGCGUGCCAGCUGGUCUAAAAAUGAACAGAGCUUUGGAUCAAGUCCUGGGCCGUUUUUUCCUUUACCACAUCCACCUCUGGCUUAGCUACAUCCAUCUGAUGUCUCCAUUCAUUGAGAAGAUCUUGUGGUAUGUUGGCUUGUCAGCUUGCCUUGGCUUGACCGUGGCCCUUUCCAUCCUCUCCGACAUCAUUGCACUCCUGACCUUCCACAUCUACUGUUUUUAUGUCUAUGGAGCCAGGCUGUACUGCUUCAAGAUUUACGGCCUGUCCUCUCUGUGGCGCUUGUUCCGAGGGAAGAAAUGGAAUGUCUUGAGACAGCGUGUAGAUUCCUGCUCCUACGACCUGGACCAGCUAUUCAUUGGCACUUUGCUCUUCACCAUCUUGCUAUUUCUGCUGCCCACAACUGCAUUGUACUACUUGGUGUUUACUCUGCUUCGUCUCCUGGUGGUUCUUGUGCAAGGCGUUAUCCACCUACUGAUCGACUUCAUCAACUCACUGCCCCUUUACGCCAUUUUUCUUCGACUCUGCCGAGGCUACAGACUCGCCUCUGGUGUCAAAUUCAGAGUCCUAGAGCAAGAAGCUGGCAAACCUCUUCGACUUCUAAUGCAGAUCAACCCUCUCCCUUACGGCCGCGUGGUGCAGCUCUAUAGGCUUCCAACCUAUAGUUGCUACCCCAAAGACUCCUGGGCGUCUCUGUGCAAGAAGCUGUUUGUGGGAGAACUCAUUUACCCUUGGAAGCACAAGGAGGAGAAGCAAGACUGAUGGGGACGACCGAGAGAAGCUCCAGAGAGCC